Molecule: messenger RNA, 2794 nt
Organism: Aquila chrysaetos chrysaetos
Lineage: Eukaryota; Metazoa; Chordata; Aves; Accipitriformes; Accipitridae
Gene: MED8
Product: mediator complex subunit 8
Exons: 7
Coding region: 1839-2378 (179 amino acids)
Biological process (GO): regulation of transcription by RNA polymerase II
Cellular component (GO): core mediator complex; mediator complex
Molecular function (GO): RNA polymerase II cis-regulatory region sequence-specific DNA binding; transcription coregulator activity
Source: RefSeq, a predicted model, not a curated record
GGAGGCCAGCGGGGCCGCUCCGUGGCCGGGCCGGGCCCUGCGGUUCGUUGCCUCCUGCCACGGACACCCCGAGCUCCACUGGGCUCGGCCUGAGGCGGUGGCCAGCGCUGCUGCCGCCUUUGGCCCGGCCCUGGCGGGGGCUGCGGCCUCCAAGCGGCCAUCCCCGCGCCGGCUGCGGCGGUGAUUCCUGUCUGCUCCCCAGGGGGCAAACCCACCCCGGGCUGAAGCGGCCCGGGUGGGAGACCGAGCUCGUCCUCGAGCAGCUGGUGCGAUGCUUUCCUCUGCAACAACCUCCCCUUGCUGCAGGGCUGUAGGGUGAGCGUGUGUAGGGGUAUCUGAGUGCGCCUCUCCCUCUCAGCCCUUGCUGCAGCCCUUGGUAAGAGUCGUCAAACCAAAGGUCCGCCUACCCGGCAGCCUGGCUUUGCUACUAGCCAAGAAGCCCAUGCCCAAAAGAAGUUGUGAGAGCAAAAUAAGCUACUGAUGUCGUUCUGUAUAAACUAUUGCUAGCACAUCCCUUGUGUUUAGUAGUCUUGAAUUUUCAUUGAUGGAAGAAGGAUCUAGCUACUUUUUGAAGCGCUGUGAAUUUUUAGCAUCCGUGAUGUCCAAUGGAAAAGAGUUGCAGAGGUUAAUGACAGGUUAAUGGGCUGUAAAGAUCCACCUGCUUCGGUUUGUUUGAAACCGCUACCUGCUGGCUUCAUGCAAGUCUCACGGUUGUCCUACCGGAAAAGAAAGUGAAAAUGGAUUGUGCUGCAAUUCCUCAUCUGUAGGGUUUGUUAUAUUGUCUUUCCUUGUUUCAACCACUCGCACAUACUGGUCUCUUUUCUGUUUUUAACUGCUGCGUCUAUGGAACUGAUGAAUAUUCUUGAUCAUCCUUGUUGCCUUUAUUUGUACAUAUUCCUACUAUAUCCAUUUGCAGCUGAAGGGACAAGAGUUGACACAUAAUAUUUGAGAUGCAAAUGAGGCGUGCACUUAUACGAUGACAUAAUGAUGCUUAGUUUUCUGUUGCUUUCCUAAUAAAUCCUAUUACCACUUUUACUUCCUUGACUGCUUCUUCAGCCUUGGGCAGAUGUUUUCAUGGGUUACCCUUAGAUAAUCCCGAGAUCUUGUUUGUGAGUGAUAACGUUAUCAGCUCAGAGAAUGUCAUUGUGUACAGAAAGUCAGGAUUGUUUGGGUGGUUUUUUUUCCCUUUGUUUUGCCAUGUGCGUUGCUUUACAUUUACCCACUCUGAAUUUCACCUUUACCUCACAGUUGCUCCAUAUCAGGAGGUUCUUCAGCAACCCCUCCCACAAGCCCUAUCUCUGCUACCUCAGGGCAAUUUAGUAUUGCUUACUUCUUAAAGCACUGCUUGAAUAUAGCAUAUGCCUGUGAGAGGCACAGCAUUCCUUGGAAACACCGGUCAGUCUUAUUGCAUGCAUGCUUUGCAGUGCUUACAUCUGCUUCCAGCAUUUAAUGGCUUUGGAAAGAGCCUACGAAGAAGGAGGCUUGGAGUACGCUGCUACCGCAAGAGCAAUGCGUGUGCAAUAGGAUUUCAUUCAGCCUCUUGAGGACUUCUUGGAUAAGCACAGGCAACGGGCCAGAGAGAGGAGAAGCAGUUGGAGCUGACCCUGGAGGCUCUCAUCAGUCAGGUGGCUGACCUGAAGAACUCCUUGGUCAGUUUCAUCUACAAGCUGGAGAAUGAGUAUGACCGACUCACAUGGCCUUCAGUUCUGGACAGCUUUGCAUUGCUCUCAGGGCAGCUGAACACCUUGAAUAAAGUGCUAAAGCAUGAGAAGACCCCACUGUUGCGAAACCAGGUUAUCAUACCCCUAGUGCUGUCUCCAGACCGCGAUGAGGAGAUCAUGCGGCAGACAGAGGGACGUGUGCCAGUGUUCAGCCAUGAGGUAGUGCCUGACCAUCUUCGAACUAAGCCUGACCCUGAGGUAGAAGAGCAGGAGAAGCAGCUCAUCACAGAUGCAGCUCGAAUUAGCCCUGAUGUGGCACAGAAACAGAUCCAAAGUCUGAACAAAAUGUGCUCAAAUCUGCUGGAGAAAAUCAGUAAGGAGGAGCGUGAAUCUGAAAGUGGAGGUUUACGACAGAACAAGCAGACUUUCAACCCUGCAGAUACCAAUGCGCUGGUAGCAGCUGUGGCCUUUGGGAAAGGACUGUCAAACCGGAGACCGCCUGGCUCUGGAGGAUCUGUCCAGUCAGGCCAACCUGGAGCUGGUGCCAUCAUUGCAGGUGCUUCAGGCAUGCAGCAGGUCCCAAUGUCAGGUGCACCAGCUCAGCAGCAGCCAAUGCUGCCAGGAGUGCAGAUGGCACAAGCAGGACAGCCAGGAAAAAUGCCAAGUGGCAUAAAAACAAACAUCAAAUCUGCCUCAAUGCAUCCAUAUCAGAGAUGAGCUGAGAUGAACCAGACCCAGGGAACAGCAGUUACCAGCAUUGUUCCUGCUGCAGCCACCAUACCUGGAUUCCUUCUAAGAUUUCCGAGUCCCUUCACAUAUCCGCACACCAUAUCCAGGGAGAUAGGGGUUAUGAGGCCCUUCCCUGUGCUUUAUUUAGUGCUGGGUGGCUGUGUGGAGCUGCUAGUGGCCAUGUCUCCUGGACACAAGUACUUCUCUGUUCAGUCAGAGCAGAGGACUUUGCUUCUGUUAUUGAUCCCAUCUUCUUCAGGUCUGGCCUGGAGGAUAACUACCUUUUCCUGAUACAGAACCUGAAGAGCUGCAUGGAGCACUCUGCUCCCUGUUUCUGCUUGUUCACUUGGGAUGUUCUUUCUUUACUCCCUCUUGUUGAAUAAAGACCUUGCUAUGCACACUGA